Molecule: messenger RNA, 669 nt
Organism: Amorphotheca resinae ATCC 22711
Lineage: Eukaryota; Fungi; Ascomycota; Leotiomycetes; Helotiales; Amorphothecaceae
Exons: 2
Coding region: 125-337 (70 amino acids)
Source: RefSeq, a predicted model, not a curated record
GUGCCCAGGGGGAAAUCUGGUUUUGAGGGGAAAGAACCAGGCCUAUGAAUCAAUCGGGCUGCCCAUUUCUCAAUUCCUCAAUAUUGCUUGGGAUGUGCGUAGGAAGCCCAACGCGCGCCUAGCUAUGUCCCAACAAUCUCGAUAUCCAGACUCAGUAAUCACCGGUCCAAACCCCAAAACCUUCAACAACGUCGACCUCACCAAAUUAGCCGCCGAAAUCUCAACAAUCCUAAAUCAUUUGCUAAGGUCUACCAACAGUUCUCAUCUCUGUGUGCGGAGUUCAAAGAGAUUUCUGGACUGGAGCGUUUCAACCGUGGAACCCUUGAGACUAGAGUGAAGAUUCGGCGUCACAAGGUGUGAUGGAGAAGAGGUUACUUAGGCGGAAUGCGGUGAAGGAGGAGAGGCACCAGACCUGGAAUGGUGUUUGUUAGAUGGCGAAUCUUGGAGAGGAACUUGGUGAUGAAGGGCUUAUCGAGGGAGAGAGGAAUGAGGAGACCAAUUCAGCAGGGUCACUUGUUGAGGAUGAAGGGCAUGGGCCCAUGGUCAUGAUGCGAGAUACACGUCAUAUGGAAGUUUUGAACCGGUACAUGUCAGCGGAGGGAAACAAAUAUUUACACCGCCGAGCCCGGUCAUUUAACAAGUGAAAUAGAGCCAAUGGUCAAAACGGCA